This is a messenger RNA of Aspergillus sclerotioniger CBS 115572, 752 nucleotides long. Its product is annotated as resistance to Congo red protein. Bases 30 to 482 code for a protein of 150 amino acids. Lineage: Eukaryota; Fungi; Ascomycota; Eurotiomycetes; Eurotiales; Aspergillaceae. The transcript has 3 exons. Gene Ontology annotation, cellular component: intracellular membrane-bounded organelle. Gene Ontology annotation, biological process: vesicle-mediated transport. The record is from RefSeq and is a predicted model, not a curated record.
CAGGCCUCGGAUAGAGAGGUUCAGCCACCAUGGGUAUUCUACUUCGUCGAGACUGCUAUGACACUGUCAACGGCCGGGUGUGCGAUGGCAGCACCUGGUAUGACUGGGGUCGUUGGAUCGCUUUUGGAGUUAUUGUCGCUGUGGCACUAACCAUCUUCUUUUUCUUCGCAUGCUACAACGCUCGCCGUCGGCGCAGACAAGGCCUUCGCCCUCAUCCCGGCACUGGAUGGCUUGCUGGUCCUCCUCCCACCUUCCAACAGUCACAGCAACAGGCAGCACAACAAAAUCAACGACCAUACUAUGCAGAUCCCUAUUACCAACAACAACCGCCGCCUCAAUAUAGCCCCCACCCACACGCUUACGGUUAUUUCGGUGGCCAGCAAACAGGAAUCGAAUUGCAAUCACCACCAAACGCAUACCACGGUGGCGAACGUGUAUACCAGGCACCUCCGGGUCCCCCUCCUCCAACUUCCAAGGUGUAACGCUUGACAUCGCGGCCAGUGAAGUGAAACGACCUUUCUCUCCAGAUACCAGAUACAAGGGGUUCCUUGAUCGACCAUUAUGUAAUUACCCAGGCGUCUUUGUUCAUCGGUUAUUGGGAUAUGUCGCUCUCUGCGUCUCAUAGCGUCAGGCUAGGAGGGGAUACCAGAGGGAAUGUGUGACGGUUUAUGAGUUUCCUUGUGCCUAUUUUCUAAGCUCCUUCCACCCAUCCUAUAAUGAAUUAUCGAGGUAGUGCUCUCUUCUCUACGUCA